Molecule: messenger RNA, 1573 nt
Organism: Nyctereutes procyonoides (raccoon dog)
Lineage: Eukaryota; Metazoa; Chordata; Mammalia; Carnivora; Canidae
Gene: PTS
Product: 6-pyruvoyltetrahydropterin synthase
Exons: 8
Coding region: 1-636 (211 amino acids)
Biological process (GO): tetrahydrobiopterin biosynthetic process
Cellular component (GO): mitochondrion
Molecular function (GO): 6-pyruvoyltetrahydropterin synthase activity
Source: RefSeq, a predicted model, not a curated record
AUGACGAGAAGAUACCGGAGUAGAGCUAAUACAGCAGAUGGGGGAGCUUCGAGGCUGAAGUCACCUUUGGAUCUGGGGCUCAUCUCAGAAUACCCAGCCAGCGGCGGUGGUCGUAACCGGGGCUCUCUGGAAGGGAGUGGCAAGAGCACCUCCAAGAGGCCCCUCCGGUGUCCAGAGAGUACCCAGGCCGACCCUCCUGGCCCCAAGGGCGGGGGCGGGGGGCGCCGCCGGGCGCGAGUGUCCCGCCUCGUCUCCUUCAGCGCCACCCACCGACUCCACAGCAAAUCUCUGAGUAAUGAAGAAAACUUGAAACUCUUUGGGAAAUGCAACAAUCCAAAUGGCCAUGGGCACAAUUAUAAAGUUGUGGUGACAGUGCAUGGAGAGAUUGAUCCUGUUACAGGAAUGGUUAUGAAUUUGACCGACCUCAAAGAAUAUAUGGAGGAGGCAAUUAUGAAGCCCCUUGAUCACAAGAAUCUGGAUCUGGAUGUACCAUACUUUGCAGAUGUGGUAAGCACAACAGAAAAUGUAGCUGUAUAUAUCUGGGAAAACCUCCAGAAAUUUCUUCCUCUGGGAGUUCUUUAUAAAGUAAAAGUAUAUGAAACUGACAAUAAUAUUGUUGUCUAUAAAGGAGAGUAGCUUUUAGGAGAUAAUACUGUAGAAAGACUAAUUUCUUUCUAUAUUUGAAAAAGGUCUUCAUCCCCCUGGACUAUUAAGAAGUCAUCACCUACUUGUUAUGCCUUCACACUGUGUUCUAGAGUGCCCGACUGAUUGAAAUCAUUGUGUGUAGGACCUGUUGUAAUUGAAAUCUAUCUUAAAACCAAACUUGUAAAACAUUCUGAUUAUCAUUUAGAGAGUCUUUUAUCUAUAGAUUAAAAAUCACUUCAUUUUCAGUAAAAUGUUGUGGUGUGGAGUUUGAAAGCAAAAUAGAUCAAUUUUUGUUUUUCCGUUAUCUCAUUUUUAAUACUCAAUUUUUUGGUAUAAUAUAAAUGGCAGAAAUGUUUAUAAGACUUAUAGUAGGUGAAACUUAAAAAUACAGAUGACCACAGAGUCCAGAAACUGACAACAUAUACUUCUUUCUUGAUUACUUCUCAGAUGUGUAAGGGCACAAGUUUAUUCAGUGAAAAUGAGACACACAGAUCACCUUGGCAAUGUGUUGUAGGUGGAUAUACAGGAUUGAUGAAAAUACUGCUUUAAGUGAAAUUGUUGACUGCAGUUUUGCACAUCUUGUUGAACUAUGAAUUGCUAGUGAGGAACAGCAUGUUCAUUGAACAUUUGUUGGAAUAUCAUUGGACUAUUAUGUAUAUUUGUGUAUGUUUCCAGACCUUAUGGCCACCUGAACAAUUUUAAUUCAGAAAACUGAAGAAUAGUCACAUAUACUAAAUCUUAUUAAAUAACAUGAAAAGGAUAUAUUAUACUGUAAUGCAUCUCUUAUAUACAGUUUUUCCUAAUUGACCUCAUUUUGUUCUGAUCAUUAAACUUCUACCUGCUUAAGUUGAACUGUAUUCUUGGCAUCUGGUAUCUUUUCUUCAUGACUAAAUCCACAAGAAUAUAUUUGCUUGGUUUGCCCAAAGAA